AUGGCCGGGAUACAGACCAUCAGCCCCCCGCACUCCCCUCGGCUGCUUCUGGAAGCUAAUGGCUUUGCCAGGCUGGCCUUGCUCAGGACACCAGGUUUUUGCAGCACGCGCACAAGGCCCUUACCUGGGGAGUCGCAAACUUUUGCUUGGCCUAAGAGCACUGGGACACGGAAGAGCCCCCAGAGGGAAAGCAGAGGAACUGGCCGUCUGUUCGCAGCAGCGGGGACGGGAUUUGGCGGAAGCGCCGACCAUCAGGGAUGCGAGAUCAGUCUCUGCAGGGGAAGCGCAGGCGACUCGUUUCCUGACCCCUGGCCAUCUUGGGGCUUCCUAUAUAAUGAUUCAGCCUUUCUCCCGCAGGAAAAUAUAAUUUGGCUUGUGACCUUGAAGUUUAUUCCUAUCACGGGAGGUGAUUAUGCCCUGGAACACGCUCCCCAGGGCAGUAAUUGUUUAAGUGCUUUCCUCCCCCUGGAUGGCAGGAAAACAAUACAUGACAUAUGUCGGCUGACUACCCAUGUGAGCGAUUCAGGUCACGGUCCCACCAUUGGAGAGCCGCUGCUGCAGAGAACACACCUUCGGCCCCCACUGCAGCAGCGUGGGGAGCGGGGGCUGUCGAGGGGAGAAGCUGCAGCUCCAGGCAGCCCGGGCGGCUGCGUCGGGGCUCCGGAGCCAGCAGCACAUGGAAGGAACAGUACAGGGGCUCUUGCGUUGGCCGAUGUUCUUGUUCUGUGGAUAAACAGAAGACACCAGCCUUCGGUGCCUGCAAUCUGCUACCUUUCAAGAGCUUUCCAACUCAGCCUGAGAGAGGAAGGAAGGACGGCGUGAUCAGAAAGAAGAAAGCCACCUCCUCUGCCCAGUGUGCCCCCCCAGCUCUGCAGGCUGCACGUGGCCGAGGCUUUCUUUUGCCCCCCAGGGAUGCCUGUUGAGAGCAAGACAUCUUGCAGAAGGGCUGGGACGGAGGGACGCAUGAUUUGGUGGCAUUCAGCCCCUAGGCUGCCCUGCUCCUAGCUGGUGCCUCCCUGCACCACCGGGUGUUCCACAGAACGUGCCAUCUGGGGGCCUUGCUGCAGGAGAUGGCUGGGACUGUGCAAGCCAACUGUGCUGCUGCUAAGACAGAAUGUGUCCCCGCGAGAAUGUACGCCGCGUCCAGGGGAGGCAUCCAGCCUGCCUCCCUUUGAGAUGGCUCUGCCAGUCUCCAUGGGGACUUGAGAUACCGAUUCCCGCAAGGGGCGGCUGGUGGCUGCGGGGGAGGCAUGCCACCUCGGGGACCGUUUCUUGGGAGAGGGGUGGGUAGGCAAAAUGAUUUCUAAAAGAAAGCCUAGCCAGUUGACCAACUCCAGGUCUCCACCCAAAGUGGGCACAGCCCCUCGUGGGUCAGGCGCUUGAAUGAAUCCUUCUGCACUGUGUGUCUUCUCCAUGCCCCCAUGCAAUGGGCUGGAGUUUGGGGAAGGCGGUGUGAGCAAAGUGCAAGGCAAGGCCCUAGCUUUUAAGGAGCUUACACUCCAAUCAGAACAAGGAUAUUAAAAACAGAAAGCUAUUAAUGCACAGUACAUAGAGAAUGUAAGCAAACGCUGCACUAAGUGGGGCAGAAUGUAAAUGCUGCAGGAGAUCAGGAAGGGGAGGCCUGGUGGGGGC
Microcebus murinus (gray mouse lemur) is the source of this 1632-nucleotide messenger RNA. The record is from RefSeq and is a predicted model, not a curated record. Lineage: Eukaryota; Metazoa; Chordata; Mammalia; Primates; Cheirogaleidae.